UCUCUCUCAGAUUAGUGAAAGGUAGAGCGAGGGAAGGAGUGCAGUGGAGCUUUACUCAUGAAGCUGCCUGCCACCCAGCCAAACUUUAGCGGCCUCUCGCUGGCUGUCCCGGGAUCAGGCUUUCGCCAGGGAAUUCUGCAGCCCGGCUCCAACACUCUGAGUUGUGACGACAGCAGCUCAGUCAGCAGCGGGAUCAGUGACACCUUGGUCACAGAUGACCUCGACACCAGGUCGUCCAUUAGCUGCUACGUCAACACCCCAUCUGUCCCACACAGAGACGUAGAUGAACAGCUCCAGACGGAUGCAGAGAAGCACUCUGCAGUAAAACACAACCCCAACUGGUCCAACAGCGAGCCUAAACAUUCAGAAGGUGGCUCUGACUGUGCCAAAAAAAUGGAGACCACAACUAAAUGGAACAACAGGUCCUCAGAUUUCUCAGAUGAAUUAGAACGAAGCUUGGUGGGUCGCAAGACACCUACCAUCUCACAGACGGGCUCCUGGAGGCGAGGAAUGGCCGCCCAGGUGGGCGUCACCUCCCCACGGAUGAAGGCUACAACACCUACGAACUGCAGCUCACUCAAGACACAUGGUAAGACCGAUGACGCCAAAGUGUCGGAGAAAGGACGUUCCAACGGCACCCACUCCAAAAAUGCUGAUGACUCCAAGAAACCUCCCCUCAGUUUGGCCUCACGCACCCCAACCAGCACUUUUGGCUUCAAGAAGGCUCCGGGAACGAUAAUAACUGCCAGUGGAGCUGUUAUAACUAGUGGCUCUGCUACAGUGGGCAGGAUACCUAAAUCGGUUGGGUUUUCUGGGAGUCGAAUGGUGGGUCGGCAAGCGACGGUUGAUGAUGGAUACCUUCCUUCAAGUGCUCGGAUGACUUUUCAGUACCGCAGCUUACCAAGGCCUAGUCGUACUGGCGCCACUCGCUGUUCCAACCGCUCCAACAACUCGAGCCUUGAUGCUAGUUUUUGCAAUAAAGGUACUGCCACACUUCCCAAUCCCAAGAGUCGCAACUUAGUCAAGUCGCCAAUGGGAACUACAAACCAAACAGACCGAGAGAAGGGUAUCUUUUCCGAUGUGGAGAGCCAGGUACUUAAGACUAACGCAACUGCCAGGAUGGGGAUGCCAACUCAGUGCCAAGCUGAACGACAAGCAGGAGGAAAGUAUUCAGAAAUGUCCUCGCCAACCUUUCAUAGACUCUUUGGUAACAAAUCUUGCAACAAGCAAGCUCCGGUCACCACCAUGGAGAACUUGAAGAGCUCCACCAUCAUCUCCAAUCCUCAUGCCACGUCCAUCCAGCAGAAUUAUUCUCUAACCAUGCCAUCAGUUGCCAGUGGAGGCAGCGACCCAUUUUACGGUGACAAUCUGAUGGUGCAUUCUGGGUGUCAUGGAGAGCAGACCCUUUCCUCUAUGACCUCCAGCCCAGGGUCAGCUUUCUCUUCUUGGGGAGGCAGGGAUGGAUUGGACUCCAACCACACCAGUACUGACUAUAUAGAUGUUACCUUGGGAAAGGAAGAUUUAUGUCUUAAUCGGACCAACAGUGUCCGAACUGGCCUCUCAGACAGGUAUGGCUAUGUGCCUCAGGUCAAAGGUCAUGAAGAGGCCCGUGAUUGGCUAUGUUCACUGUCAACUGUUGGGCUUCCAGAUUCAAUUGGCUCUUCCUACUACACCCCUGCCUCUGCACUCAGCUCGCCCUCCGGCACACGCUUCAACUUUAGCACACUUGGCAGUCCCACCGCAGCUUCUCAGAUAGCAACUUUGCAUGGUACCAAUGGUCAGUGCAAUCACAACAACCCGUGCGACCCCUACAGCGACCCACGUUUGAAGAACAGCUCGAUGAGCAUGGAGGAAAAGAGCCGCACUAUGAGUAGCUCCGGAUCGUUCCGUGAAUGCCUGGAGGAAGUUCAUGGCUCAUCUUUGUCUCUAGUCUCGAGCACAUCAUCAGCUUACUCUACGCCUGAGGAAAAGGCUCAGACGGAGAUCCGUAAGCUGAGGAGGGAAUUGGAUGCGUCGCAAGAAAAGGUCUCAGCUCUCACAACGCAGCUCAGUGCCAAUGCUCACCUUGUGGCGGCUUUUGAGCAGAGUUUAGGAAACAUGACCAUCCGGCUGCAGAGCCUGACGACGACAGCAGAACAGAAGGACACAGAGCUAAAUGACUUGAGGAAGAACAUUGAACACCUUCAGAAGCAAAACUCAGCGACUCAAGCCACAAUCAGUGGAGUCAUGAACACACCAGACCCAACUUUAAUAAACCGCAUUAACAAUGUUUCUCUCGACUCUGACAACGGCUCGCCUCAGUCUCAGCAAGAGUUGCGGAUCCACAGACAGCCCUCAUCGGACAGCGUCUCCAGCAUGACUAGCGCCACCAGCCACUCCAGCAUUGGCAGCAACCUGGAGCUGGACGCUAAGAACAAAAAGAAGAAGAAAAGCUGGCUGCAGAGCUCCUUUAAACAAGCAUUCACGAAGAAGAAGUCUCCCAAAUCGGCGUCCUCUCACUCGGACAUUGAAGAAAUGACAGACUCUUCUCUUCCAUCUUCACCCAAACUCCCCUUUAACACCUCGACAGCCUCGUCUCCCAUGAUACGCAACUCCAACUCCCUUCCUCAACUGUCCUCCCUGCCUGCACACGGGCCUGUCUGGGGCUGUGACAACAAGUCCAUGAGGUCUGCCUCACUGGCACGGAUCCCUGAGUUUACAGAGAGCGAGGCCGAAACAGUCAUGCAGUUGCGCAGUGAACUGCGCGAUAAAGAAAUGAAACUCACAGACAUCAGAUUGGAGGCUCUUAGCUCCGCCCACCAAUUGGACCAGCUCCGAGAAUCCAUGAACCGCAUGCAAAUUGAGAUCGAGAGGCUGAAAGUGGAGAAUGACCGCUUAAGGAUAGAGAGCCGAGGCAGUGGUAGCAGAGCUCCUUCUCAGAUGUCCAUCUCCCCUUCUUCUGUGGGCAUUUCAUCUCAACUGAGCGUCACAGAAUCCACCAGCUUAGAUAUGUUGCUUGAAGACAGUGGAGAUGGAAGUUCCUGGAAAGAGGGACAACAUGUGAAGGUCGUGGUCAGUCUAGAGAAAGAUCCAGAGUGGAAAGAGGAAUGCAGACCUUCUCAGUUCUUGCUGGGCUGCAUUGGUGUCAGUGGAAAAACCAGAUGGGAUGUCCUAGAUGGGGUAGUCAGACGUCUCUUUAAGGAAUAUAUCAUCUACAUAGAUCCUAUCACACAGCUGGGUCUGAACACAGACAGUGUGAUGGAGUACAGCAUCGGAGACAUCCAUCGCAGCAGUGAUGCAGACACACCAGAACUCCUGCCAUGCGGUUAUCUUGUAGGAGAAAGCGAUACCAUCUCUGUCAAGCUGAAAGACUUGUCUGUUAAUAGUGAGGACAGUUUGGCAUUCGAGGCGCUCGUUCCGAAGCCGGUUCUGCAGAGAUACAUCUCUCAGCUUGAGGAGUACAGACGAAUAAUCUUUUCAGGGCCUUCUGGCACGGGGAAAAGCUUUCUAGCCAGAAGACUGGCCGAGUACAUGGUCCUAAAAGAAGGAAAACAGCUGGAACAUCGCGCAAUCGUCACUUUCAAUAUUGAUAACAAAACUAUUAAGGAGCUGAAGCAGUACUUGUCCAACCUGGCAGACCAGUGUAAAAACAGUGUACAUGCUGUUGACGUGCCUGUGGUGCUUGUACUGGAUAACCUUCACCACGUCACUUCACUGGCUGAGAUUUUCAACGGCCUGCUCAACUGCAAGAACCACCAGUGUCCUUACAUCAUUGGAACCAUGAAUCAAACCCCAUCACCCACUCCAAAUCUACAGCUUCAUCAUAAUUUUAGAUGGAUUUUAUGUGCCAAUCAUACUGAGCCAGUGAAAGGCUUUCUGGGUCGGUACUUACGACGGAAGCUUCUAGAAACCGAGAUCAGCAGUCGUGUGAGGAACAGCGAGCUAGUUAAGAUUAUUGAGUGGAUCCCAUGUGUUUGGCAUCAUCUCAACCGCUUCCUGGAAACACACAGUUCUUCUGAUGUCACAAUUGGACCUCGACUCUUUCUAUCCUGCCCAAUGGAUGUUGAAGGCUCAAGAGUGUGGUUCACCGAUCUGUGGAACUACUCCAUCAUCCCCUACAUGCUGGAGGCUGUCAGAGAAGGGCUGCAGAUGUAUGGACGUAAGGCAGCAUGGGAGGACCCGGCGAAGUGGGUGAUGGACAGCUUCCCUUGGGUGGCAAGUCCACAGCAACAUGAGUGGCAUUCCCUGUUGCGACUUCGGCCAGAGGACAUAGGGUUCAACGGGUACAGUAUAUCUCCGGACGGCAGUCCAGGCAAGCAACCUGCUCAGGGAAAAUCAGAAGAAGACCCACUGAUGAAUAUGUUAAUGAGGUUGAAGGAGACCGCUCACUGCUCAGGGACAGAGAGCUAUGACAGUGAUUCCACCACCAACAGUCACCAAGAAGACAUGCUGGACUCUUCUGAGUCCUUUUAAUAUCAAAUGUGGCUUUUAUAUUAACCUACAGGGUGCUUGUAAGUUUAGAC
Molecule: messenger RNA, 4502 nt
Organism: Carassius auratus (goldfish)
Lineage: Eukaryota; Metazoa; Chordata; Actinopteri; Cypriniformes; Cyprinidae
Product: neuron navigator 2-like
Biological process (GO): neurogenesis; nervous system development
Molecular function (GO): ATP binding; ATP hydrolysis activity
Source: RefSeq, a predicted model, not a curated record